AUGCCCUUUGAUCAAGAUCUUACCAUUCUCGACCAACACCAUUUAUUAAUCUUAUCAGAUAUAAUAAAAAAGAAUAUGGAACCAACAACAAAUACUUUUGAAAUUAGACCUGCAAACAAAGAAGACAUUCCAAGAGUUCAUGAACUUAUCAAGGAAUUGGCCGAAUAUGAAAAACUCUCACAUAUGGUCAUUGGUACAGCAGAGGAUUUAGAGAAGUUUUCAUUUGGUGAACAUAAAGUAGUUCAUGUUUAUUGUGGUUGGUCUGUUCAAGCAAGUGGUGAAUCAAAGUUGAUCGGUUAUACUCUUCACUUUUUGAAUUACUCUACCUUUUUACAUAGACCAGGAAUCUACUUGGAAGAUAUCUAUAUACAACCCGAGUUUAGAUCCAAAGGCUAUGGAAAGAAAAUGCUUUUACACCUUUGUAAGAUCGCUAAAGACAAUGGAUACGGUAGAGUCGAAUGGCAAGUUCUCGAUUGGAAUAAGCCAUCCAUUGAUUUCUACGAAUCAUUAGGUGCCAAACCAAUGAAAGAAUGGAUUCAAUAUCGUUUGGUUGGUGAUGGAAUCACUCAAUGUGCAAUCAACUUUGAUAAGCUAAACGUCUAA
Messenger RNA from Heterostelium album PN500, 603 nucleotides. RefSeq names its product N-acetyltransferase family protein. Gene Ontology annotation, molecular function: N-acetyltransferase activity. The transcript is spliced from 3 exons. Bases 1 to 603 code for a protein of 200 amino acids. Lineage: Eukaryota; Evosea; Eumycetozoa; Acytosteliales; Acytosteliaceae. The record is from RefSeq and is a predicted model, not a curated record.